Notolabrus celidotus (New Zealand spotty) is the source of this 952-nucleotide messenger RNA. RefSeq lists its product as uncharacterized. The record is from RefSeq and is a predicted model, not a curated record. Gene Ontology annotation, biological process: negative regulation of T cell proliferation; cellular response to lipopolysaccharide; cell surface receptor signaling pathway. Gene Ontology annotation, cellular component: external side of plasma membrane. Lineage: Eukaryota; Metazoa; Chordata; Actinopteri; Labriformes; Labridae. The coding region runs from base 97 to 780 and encodes 227 amino acids. The transcript has 7 exons.
AAAGAGGGCUUAAAAAUAAGCUCCACCCCAAAGUGGAACUUACUUUGAAGGAAGUCACACGUCUGAGUUGUCAGACAACCAAAGGAAGCCGAGCAAAUGGCACUUCACUGGAACCUAAAUCAUUCUCUAAAUGAAAAGCUGACAUUCUGUCUGCUGGCCCUGCUAUGGCACUUUGCUGCCAAGAUAGAUGCUGCUGUGAUUAGGCUCAAAGGAGAGGUUGGAGGAGAAGUGAUCUUUCGCUGCCCGGUUGAACGAAGGGAUAUUCAACAUCUGUUCUUGCAGAAGGACCUUUCUUUAGUGAAUGGCUACUAUAAAGAAAAAGUCCUACCUAGCACAUGGCCGAACACAAAGAUGGAUAAGGAAACAAUGACUGUGCACAUGAACAGUUUGAACGUUUCGCACGAAGGGAACUAUGACUGUUUGAUCGAAUACACCGACACUCAUGAAACUCUUCCAACAGUUAUACACCUCAGUAUCACAGCAAACUUCAGUGUGCCGGCAUACACAGUGCUCCACCAGGAUGAAACCCAUUGGCUAGUGACGUGUUCAUCUCAUGGCGGCUACCCGACCUCUACGAUGAUCUGGAACACAGAUGGGAGUGAGAUGGUGAAAGUUGUUAACAGCAGUGAAAUGACUGAUCCUAUCACCUUGACAAGCAACAUCUCCAGUACUGCUCUCUUCAACUGCUCCAAGGGAGAGAUGAAGUCAAUCAGCUGCUCUGUAGGGAGCGUCACAUCACCACUGUUCUCUGUCUGUGUGGAUCAGGAGACACACCUGUGAGCAAUCAGCACUAUUACUAAUACCUGGUCCUCCUGCCACCUCAGUGCCGGAUUGAUCCUUCGCCACGGUGAUCCUCCUGCUUACCAGUUCUUCACCAGGCGUCUUGGAGCCGGCUUCUUGGUUUUUUGGUUUUCUUCAGUUUUUUCCACAAUAAAUUGAACUGUUCAAUUUG